GGGCACACGUUUACCAUGUUCCUGUUUUUUUUUUUUUUUUUUUUCCCAGAGUUGAUGUGGGAUGUGCACUUUGCUCUUUGGGGCAAAAAGAAAUGUUUGUGUGUUUUGCGGAGGCGGUGUCAGCAGCAUGGGGGAAAACAUUCCUGCCCAGGCAUUCCGGCUCUCCAUCAAUGUGUGAAUGCGCUAGGGAGUAUAUCCUGCUUCUCGCUCGUUUUUAAUAAACGCAAGGGGCCAGAAAGUCUGUGUUGGAAACACAGGCUGUUGGGCUGAUCCAAGGCUGACAGCAUUUGUAGUUCAGUGGCAUGGAGCGCAGGGUUUUUGCGCGCACUCAGCCGGAGACAAACAAUUGCUGUUGUGUUAGUCCAGAGAGCGGCAUUGACAAAGGCCUCACUGAAACAAUUGGAAUGUGCCGGAGUGUUGAAAACAACAGGAGGAGUAAACAUCAGCAAGAAAUAACAAUCUGUUUUGCCUUUAUUGUGUUACUUAAGUCUGCACUCUAUUCAGCAUUAAGCUUUUCCUUCUGCUUUGUAGCAUGGUAGCCUUUGAUCCCAUUGACUCAUCUCAGAAAUGACCAUACACCUGCUCUUGAUGGAGACUGUUUUGCUAUGGUUGCUAAGCGUCAGUAGCGCCGCGCUCCAGCGGCCAGACUACGACGACACGUCCACGCCCGAGUUCCUGACCCCCGACUGGAUGGCCAACAUCCCCGGCAGCCGUCCGCUGUCCGAGGUCACCAUGCCGGGCACGCACAACACCAUGGCGCUGUACGGCGGCGGCCUGGCCGAGUGCCAGUCCUGGUCGCUGGCGCAGCAGCUGAACGCCGGCGUGCGCUUCCUGGACGUGCGCGUGCGCCACGUGGCCGGGAACCUGACCAUCCACCACGGCAUCUCGUACCAGUACGCGCACUUCGGCGACGUGCUCCAGGGCGUGGACGCCUUCCUGCGGGAGCACCCCGGCGAGACGGUGCUGAUGCGGCUGCGCGAGGAGCUCAGCGAGACGGGCGACAUCUACGGCGCCGUGGCGCGCUACAUCCAGACCUACGCCCGCUGGGACCUGUUCUGGAACAGCCGGCGCAUGCCCACCAUGGGCGAGGCGCGCGGGAAGCUCAUCGUCCUGCAGAACUUCGCCGGGCCGGCCCUGGGCAUGCUCUACUCCUCGCUCUUCAUCGCCGACGACUGGCAGGUGCCAUCUCUGGACUACGUCCCGCAGAAGUGGAAGAGCGUGUACACGCACCUGGAGAGGGCGGAGGUGGGCGAGAAGUCGCGCAUGUACCUCACCUACGCCAGCGGCGCCAGCAUCCGGGCCUGGCCCUACGCGCUGGCCCGCCGGGUCAACCCGCUCCUCUACGAGUACCUGAGUGCCCGCGCGGGCAAGCCGCGCCGCUACGGCGUCGUCACCCUGGACUUCCCUGGUGCCCAGCUGUGCCGCGCCGUCAUCAACUUCAACUGGGCCACCAAGAAAACCGCGUAGAGACUCAAUACACAUGUUUGUCUGUGCCAGGGUGCCAAUGUGCCAACCGCAGGGGUAGGGGUGGAGUGGGAUGGGUUGUGUGUGUGUGUGUGUGUCCGUGUGUGUGUGUGUGUGUGUGUGUGUGUGAGGCGGUCACUGGGACCAUGCACCAUGGUCUGUCACACCUAAUCAGGCCUUGGCCUUCCACGGCCAAUCAGAAAUCACGCUCUGUCAGAUUCAAUCAGACGUCAGGAUCUGUCACGUUCCGUCAGACAUUACAAUAUGUCACGGCGAAUCAGAAAUAAUUCUCACUGAAAUAAAAAAAUAAAAAAAUGGGCGCCCACGGGCUGCCAUUCAG
This is a messenger RNA of Sardina pilchardus (European sardine), 1804 nucleotides long. RefSeq lists its product as uncharacterized. The coding region runs from base 568 to 1467 and encodes 299 amino acids. Gene Ontology annotation, biological process: lipid metabolic process. The record is from RefSeq and is a predicted model, not a curated record. NCBI's taxonomy places the organism in Eukaryota, Metazoa, Chordata, Actinopteri, Clupeiformes, Clupeidae. The transcript has 4 exons. Gene Ontology annotation, molecular function: phosphoric diester hydrolase activity.